AUGGGUUUCUCCUUCCCAAUGACAGACUUUUUCAAAACUUUGGAUUAUCUCAGACACAACCAGGUAGCUCUGCGAAAGUUCAUCACCUUAUGCUGGACAAUCUGGAAGGAAAGGAACGCUUUGGUCUUCUCAAACACCAAAGUUUCCCCUUGUCGCUGCUACUACCGAGCCCUGAACACCUUCAAAGAAUGGGAGCUCAGGCUCCGGAUAGAUGAUCAACAACUUAAAGGUUCCCUUCCUUCCCCUUCCUCUCCUCCUACCACCUCGCAACCCAUUAUUGUGAGGUGGUUUCCGCCCCCACCGGGCGCCUUCAAACUCAAUUUCGAUGGUUCACGUAAAGAUUCGUCAGCAGCUGGCGGCAUCAUCAUCAGAGACAGCACAGGGAAAGCAAUCAUUGCAAAAUCCUUCAAUUUUGGUGACUCUCAAGUCUACAUGGCAGAAGCCCUUGCACUUCACAAGGGCAUUCAAGAGGCGAUCAACCGCGGCAUCAAAGAUAUUUACAUUGAAGGUGACAAUUUACUGGUUAUCAACUCCCUGUCAGGAACCUGGAAGCCCCCUUGGAAACUCCAGAACAUUAUUCAAGAUAAUUACAUGCCAUGUGAAGAACUUCCAGAUGUUAAUGAUUUUAUAAACACUGAAAAUUCAAGAGUAGCAUCAAAAGAAAUGCAAGUGAUCCGUGACAACAUUGCUAGUUUAAUAUGGGGCAUUGAGUAA
Spinacia oleracea (spinach) is the source of this 714-nucleotide messenger RNA. RefSeq lists its product as uncharacterized. The transcript is spliced from 2 exons. NCBI's taxonomy places the organism in Eukaryota, Viridiplantae, Streptophyta, Magnoliopsida, Caryophyllales, Amaranthaceae. Bases 1 to 714 code for a protein of 237 amino acids. The record is from RefSeq and is a predicted model, not a curated record. Gene Ontology annotation, molecular function: RNA-DNA hybrid ribonuclease activity; nucleic acid binding.